AGGGGGAGCAAGUCCCCCAGAAACACUAACUAUAUCAAGGAGCUAUUUGAUGAUGUCUGGGCACUUUAAAAGUGUCUGAGACAAAACACUAAAAUAAAAGAACUUUCCAUUGUUUUGUGGGGGGUGUGAGGGGUGGCCAAUACCCCUAGAAAAUUUUUCAAUUUAAGAUGCUAUUUGGUGCUUUCUGGGUACUUUCAAAGUGUAUGAGUCAAUGAAAAAAAAAUUACAAAAAAAUAUUUUUCAAAAAAAACAUUUUUUUCAAAUUUUUUUUUGUGGGGUGACAAAGGGGGGUGCGGUCGCACCCAUCGCACCCCCCCAUCUGACGGCCCUGGAAGAGGGCCCAGUCAAAGUUGCUGAACAUUACCGCAUCAUGGCAACUUUCUUAACAAAUCACAGUGACUUCUAUGGCCGCGGAAGGAAUCGUGAACUAGCUGUGUGGUAUACAGUACAAUACAACAAGAUAAUGAGAAAACUCACAGCAAACGCACUCAUCAAUGUACCGAUGAGUGUAUCCAUUGUUGCUAUGAGAGAUCACUUCAAGGAUAUGAUCACCUGUCACAAUGAACUGAGAACAAUGACUCAGUCCUUCUAUGGCAAGAGCAAAUCCAGACAGUUAAAACUAUGGAACAAAGUCAUGUUUGAUAGAAUUCCUGAACCCAAAAUACCAGAGCAAGCUGAAUCAAAGGCCUUUGGAGUAAUGAAAGCUGGAAUGACACAAGAUGGUGAAAUUGGAGAAAAAUUUUCAAGUUUAAUUGAAGGACAAGUUGUUCAAGUUCCAAUUCAGACUGAAAUGGUAAAUUUUGGAGAAACUAUCAAUGAUGACAGAGCUGAUGUCAAUGAUGAUAGUGAUGAAGUCAAAGAUGACAGUAAUGAUGUCAAUGAUGACAGUGAUGAAUCUAUUGAGGUCGUUUUAGAUGAACAACAAAAAAUUUCAAAAAGUGAUCAUGAAAUUAAAACAAAAAUAACAAAACACAGCAAAAAUGGAAAUAAAAUGGAAAAUCCUGAAAACCAUAUAAAUUCAAGAAGAAACAAUGAACAAAUAUAUCAAAGGCAAGAAGGAAGUGGAGAUCAUAGUACUGAAACACCAAUCAAUGAGGCCCCUUCAAAGGAUAUGAAUGAACAACCACAAAUAGUGAGUGAUGUCACAGCCAAUUUCGAUGCAAAACUUUUACAACUUCAAAAACAGGUGGAUGAAAAUCAACUCAAUCAAAAAGAAAACAGGUACAUCAUUGCUAUGCUGCAAAACCAGAUAACUACACAACAAAAUGAUGAGACAAUUCUAAAGGAUGAGCUUACAACACUAAAACAACAACAAGACAAUAGUCUUGCAAGAAUUGAACAGCUAGAACAAAUGGUGGCUAAUUAUGAAUGGGCCUUCAAGGAUAUCAAAUCUGUGAAUAAUUUAAUUAAAACUGAUGUACGAUCUAUGAAGAACACACUCAAUACACAUAAUACAACAUUGAGUAUACACAAUAUGGAUAUUUCAACUGUUCAUUCUGAUUUAAAGAAUAUGAAGAUCAUCCAGAAAUGGACUUUUGAUGACUUUAAAGCGACAAACAGAAAAUUGAGAUCUGAUAUGCAAAUCAUUAAAACAGCCCAGAGGACUCAGAAUGACACCAUUGAAAUACUAAAUGAUGAUACAAACAGAGUUAAGGUUCUUGUAGACCAGCAAGGAAGCGUACUUGAAGCCAUUUUAGAAGGGAUGCAGACAAAGCUUAAGGAGCAUAAUAAUAUACAUGACGAGGAAAAUAAUGUUGUUGAACAGAUUCAAAAUGAACUGAACAAUCUUACUGACACAGUAAAAUCUGAGAGAGGUCACACUAGAGCAGCCUUAGUUCGACUCCAGGAGGAUCUUGCUAAAGUACAUGCUGUACGACAUCAUAAAACGAAGACUGAUAACCAUCAUUAUAACACUAAUAACAAAAAUGUAGAUGAUGACAAAGCAUUGCAACAAGAUAAUGGGCUUGAAGCAGUAAUUGAUGAGGAUCUGAUUCCAACUGAUGUAGAUGGAAAAACAAAUAUGAAAAUUAUACAAAACAGGGCCAAAAAACAACCACAUAAUCAACAAAACAUCCCACAACAUAGAGUUGCUCACCUUGAAAAUAAAAUUUCAAGAUUCCCUGAAGAAGUAGAAGGCUCUGGCGAGGUAGAUGGGGAUAGUGGGUCACAAUGGGAACACAUUCUCUCUGGUCUUGAAGAAAGGGAUAACACAAUACAGCAUGAGAUCAAAGAGCUCCUUAAAGAAAAGGACACUCUGAGCAACAAGGUUGGUAAGAUUGAACAAGAUAUAACCAACAAAGAUGGGAAACUGGUAGAACUUAAUCGAAAGAUUUUAAGUCUUACUGAUCACAUUGAAACACUGGAAGAGACACUUCAGGAACAAAACCAGAGAACUUUAGAAGAAGAACUGGAAACAUUCAAAAAUAUUAUGAUGAACUUUACUGAACAAGUCUUCACUUUGGACAAUUGGAGGAUGAAAUCGAAAAAACAUGUGAACAUCACUUACGAAAACCGUAAAGACAUAGAAGAUAUGGUCAUUUAUGUCAAAGACAACAUUGCCAAAAUAACAAAUCUAGAAACAAUAGUGUACAAAGACUCUAAAGAAACAAACAGGAAACUUGAACUAAUACAACGAAAAUAUAACCAAUUGAAUAAAACAGUAGAAGUAGUCGGAACAAGAGUCCAAAAUCACUAUCAGCGAUUCCAGCGUUUGUUCAAUGGAGUCGAUUAUAAAUUCACAAAAGCAGCGGAAAAUUAUAAUCGUAACAAGGAUAAGAUUGCUCACUUAGAGGUGAAUUAUCUGAAUGCUAGUUUGACCUACUGCAUGGAAAACAACAAAGACCUAAUACAGGACCUAAAAUUUACAUCUAUAACAAAGAGCAUCACAAAACUGGAAUCUCUUGGGAAAGACGCUAGAAAUGCUGUGUCAAAGUUUGACAAAGGGUUACAGAUGGUCCAUGAAAAUGAAAACAGACGUGCGGCUGAGAUAAAAUCUCUUCAAACGCAGACAGCUGAGUGUGCCAAGGUCAUUCCAAAACUCAAGGUCAUCGAAAAAGAAGUGAAGAAUUUUGUAACCCAGCUGCCUCAAGAUUGCUCUGAUGUGUUUGCAUCUGGGUUCAGCAAGAGUGGUAUCUAUCUGAUUAAACCAAAGAACAGUACAAAGUCAGUGCAAGUCCUUUGUGAGUUUGAGAUAGAUGGCCCAUGGACAGUAAUACAGCAUAGGCAUGAUGGUUCAGUGGACUUCAAUAAAACAUUCGCAGAAUACACAAAUGGUUUUGGAACAGCUGCGACUGAAUUCUGGGUAGGAUUAGAAAAUCUCCAUCUAUUAACAACAGAACGAAAAUACAACCUCCGAAUCGACAUGUGGGAUGUCUUCGGCGACUACUAUUUCGCGGAUUACAACGAAUUCAACAUUGGUUCUGGCAAAUCAAAUUACACCCUUACGAUCGAUGGUUACCUAGGUAAUGCAACCGAAUCAUUCACAUACUCAGACGGCACCAUGUUUAGUACCUCUGAUGUUGAUAAUGACGCAAGCAGCACACAUUGCGCUAAGUUCUACACAGCUGGAUGGUGGUACAAACAUUGCCAUUAUGUUAACUUAAAUGGACGCUAUGGUGUCGGAAUCGUGUGGUUUAAUCAAGACACUGAUGAUUGGAUAGAAUUAAAGGAAACAGUUAUGAAAAUCAAACCAUUAGAAGAUGAAGACUAUGAAGAUGAUUAUGAUUAUAGAAUAUGAUCUAAUAUUGUAUAAUAUGCUACAAACUUACAUAAUAUGUUCCCAUGUACAAUAUGAACCAACAUUAUACAAUAAAAUCCCAUGUAUGAUACUAUCCAACAUUAUACAGUAAAUUCCAAGAUUAUACAAUGUGUUCUUAGCUUCCGGAAUAUCAUCAAAUAUACAAUAUAAUCCAACAUUGUGUUAUGAAUUCUAAGAUCAUAAUAAUAUGACCCCACAUACAAUAUGAUUGAACAUUAUAUACAAUACAAAACUAUUAAAAUCUCAGGAAACAUUUAUAAACUGCCAUGCUGGUCAGGGUUACCAAGUUACGUCGUAAAAAGGCAAAAUAACAAAUAUUAUAACUCAAAAAACAAAACAAUGUUAAUGGCAUUUAUGUUAAUAAAAAUCCAAAUAUGGCAACUAGCUGAUAGAUGCUUUUGACCAAUGAGAUUGUCUGUUUGGCUGUUUAUUAUUCUAUUUUAAUAUUCAUAGAAUUUAUUUUUACAUUACAAAACAUAAUCACUUGUUGUGACUGUUGAGAGCAUUCUGAGGAGAUAUUGGAUGGUAUGUUCUUUUUUCACGGGUACUAACCUGACCCCAUGAUACCAUGAGCAUUUAAGGAUCCACAAGUUUAUCAUCCUGCCGAGCUUGCUAAUACAUAUAGUAUUAUUCCUAGUUUUGAUUGUGAUGAGUCAUAUUUUUAAAAGGUUAAUGGCAACU
Molecule: messenger RNA, 4438 nt
Organism: Owenia fusiformis
Lineage: Eukaryota; Metazoa; Annelida; Polychaeta; Sabellida; Oweniidae
Source: the annotation of a GenBank genome assembly